Tricharina praecox is the source of this 951-nucleotide messenger RNA. RefSeq names its product ribonuclease III domain-containing protein. Gene Ontology annotation, biological process: regulation of gene expression; primary miRNA processing; rRNA processing. The transcript has a single exon. NCBI's taxonomy places the organism in Eukaryota, Fungi, Ascomycota, Pezizomycetes, Pezizales, Pyronemataceae. Gene Ontology annotation, cellular component: nucleus. The record is from RefSeq and is a predicted model, not a curated record. Gene Ontology annotation, molecular function: double-stranded RNA binding; ribonuclease III activity. The annotation marks the transcript as partial.
GCAGCCGCCGCAGUCCCAGAGUCGCUCCCAACCCUCCCCCCCUCCCGCAACCCGCUCGCAUCCGCAAAGCUGCCCGCGCUGCACGCCCGUCUCAACCUGCACCCCAACUACCCACUGCAGACGCUAGCCCGCACGCUGAUCGACAGCACGGCAGACUCGGACGCCCGGUUCACGAACGCGCACCUCAACACGUUGGGCAACACGUUGACGGGGUACCUCGCGAGCGAGUACCUGAUGGUAUCGUACCCGCGGCUGCCGACCGAGGUCCUCUACGCCGCUGUCGGCGCCUACGUCGGUAAUCCCGCGCUCGCCUCGCUCGGCCGCGAGUGGGGUGUCGAGCACGCCUUCGAGCCGACGGCGGACGUGGACGCCGGCCUGCUGCAGUUCCGAAGGCUGGCGCCGGGCGCGAAGCCGCCGACAAAGAGCUAUAGGAAGAAGGGCGAGAAGAAGGAGAGUCCUGAGGAGCUGGAGGAGCGCCAGAGACAGAGGGGGACAACCCUCGAGACCGCACUGGCGAAUCAUGUGCGCUCCGUGUUUGCCGGUGUCUACCUCCAUGAGGGAUUUGCGGCCGCAAGACAGUUCUUUCGCCAGCAUGUCCUCUCCCGCAGGCUCGACGUUGACAAGCUGUUUGACUUCUCGCAGCCGACGCGGGAGUUGAGUAGGCUGUGUGCGCGCGAGGGGUUCGAGCCCCCGGUUGCCAGGAUCAUGUCUGAGACGGGUAGGAGGUCGAGACAUCCCGUCUUUGUGGUUGGCGUGUUUUCCGGCACCGAGAUGAUGGGUGAGGGCCAUGGUGGUUCCCUCGAUGAGGCCAGGAUCCGUGCUGCCGUCAAUGCCCUGAAAGGAUGGUACCUCUACUCGCCGCUCGUCAAGGAUCUGCCGAGUAAGACGGAGGAGCGGAGCGAUGCCGUUUUCAAACCGGCAUAUAUUGAUCCGGGGGAAGUCAUUGUUUAG